This is a messenger RNA of Colletotrichum acutatum, 912 nucleotides long. RefSeq names its product S-adenosyl-L-methionine-dependent methyltransferase. The transcript has 3 exons. Gene Ontology annotation, molecular function: methyltransferase activity. Bases 62 to 877 code for a protein of 271 amino acids. NCBI's taxonomy places the organism in Eukaryota, Fungi, Ascomycota, Sordariomycetes, Glomerellales, Glomerellaceae. The record is from RefSeq and is a predicted model, not a curated record.
AACGACACAUCCUGAACAGACUCUAUACCUUAACCCUUUUCCACAGCUCACAACUCACAACAUGGCGGAGGGGCGCGUCUGCGAGGCAGUCGCUGUGGAAGCGAACCCUGAAGUUUCGACGACUGAAGAUACCAGGAAUGCUGCUGCACCAGUAGCACCGGCAUCGCCGACUCCUGCCGCAUCACCACCCGCCGCGCCAGUGUUGCCAGCUGCAGUCAUUGUGGCGGAAGAAGACCCAGACCCAUCCACUGAUGGAUACGAGACUAGCAGCGAUGGCAGCUCCAAUGCCUCGACUUCACUGUCGUCGAGCGUUCGUGACUAUGAAUGGGAAAAUAAGCGCCGCUAUCACAAGUUCAAGCAAGGGCGUUACUUGUGUCCAAACGAUGAGCCUGAACAGGAUCGCGAGGACAUGAAGCACGCUUUGGUGGUUCACAUCUGCGACGGGGAUUUACACAGCGCGCCUCUAGAAAACCCGCAAAAGAUUCUCGAUAUUGGUACCGGUACUGGGAUCUGGGCGAUUGAUAUGGGCGACAACUAUCCAGAAGCACAAAUCGAUGGUAUUGAUCUGAGCCCUAUCCAACCCGGCUUUGUGCCGCCGAAUGUCAAAUUCUUGGUCGACGAUGCUGAGGCAGAGUGGCUGUACCCGGACAACUCAAUUGAUUUCAUCCACCUGCGGCAUAUGGCUCCUUUCAUCAAGGACUGCCCUAGGCUUCUGCGUCAAGCAAAUAGGGUAUUAAAGCCGGGUGGGUGGAUCGAGCUGCAAGAGCUGAGAUGGAGAUUCGCUUGCGACGAUGACACGAUGGGCCCCGACUACGCCCCAACCAAGAUGGUGUUGUUGUUGUUGUUGUUGUAUUUAACGCCGUGGCGGCCGGGCUAGAGCCCUUACCGCAGACCUCCCGAAGGGUAUAUGGC